Molecule: messenger RNA, 378 nt
Organism: Drosophila suzukii
Lineage: Eukaryota; Metazoa; Arthropoda; Insecta; Diptera; Drosophilidae
Source: RefSeq, a predicted model, not a curated record
AUGGAGAUCUGUCGGAACUGGUGGCGACUGCAGUCGGGCCUGGAGAUAUUGAUCCUGGAUCCGAAGCCUUUUCCGGAUCAGUUUUGGCGUCUGCGAGAUCUGCAAGCCAUGUUCCAGUCGCUGAUCGAUAUGACCGAUGAGGUUCGUGUUUCUCUGCUACUUGAUGCGGAAUGUUGGAGUGGCAUACGGGUCGGAUAUAUGUUGGUUCGCGUUUGCCUCGGUCACAGUGCCAUUGAAUCGGAACUGGAGUACCUGCAGAUGGUAUUUAUCACCUGCAUACAGCCGUUGUUCUUUUCACUGAUGAUGAAUUCCUUAACGCACACCACGGACUCCCUAUUGGAGACCACGAAAGCUGUGAUCAUCUGGAUCGAAGUGUAA